Molecule: messenger RNA, 2073 nt
Organism: Penicillium manginii
Lineage: Eukaryota; Fungi; Ascomycota; Eurotiomycetes; Eurotiales; Aspergillaceae
Exons: 4
Coding region: 1-2073 (690 amino acids)
Biological process (GO): monoatomic ion homeostasis; monoatomic anion transport; borate transport
Cellular component (GO): fungal-type vacuole; plasma membrane
Molecular function (GO): solute:inorganic anion antiporter activity; borate efflux transmembrane transporter activity
Source: RefSeq, a predicted model, not a curated record
AUGUCAUUGAUAUCAGCUUUCCGCCCUCCGUCCACACGAAUCUCGUCUGCUCGCCGGAGAUCACGGUCACGGUCACGACCACGCCGACGAAGAAGAACAAGCAACAAUCAACCUCAUGAACAAGAUGAUGCCCAUUCAAUUAUCACACCAUCUAAGCACACACCACGGCCCUUACGGGUGCUGCGUGGCUCCGUGGCGGCCGGUGGACCACUGCGUCCAUUUCGCCUAGUGAAGCAAGAUAUCGUCAAUCUACGCCGACGAUGGAAAUCCGAUUGGACUGUGUUCAACCAACUCAUUUUUGCCAGUGCUGUCUACGUCUUCUUCACGAAUCUUCUGCCAGGUAUCACGUUCGCCAGUGAUCUCUACGUGUUGACGGGCAAGACUUGGGGCACCAUCGAAGUGGUGUUCAGUACCGGACUAUGCGGCAUCAUAUUCUCAGUGUUCUCCAUUCAACCCCUCACCAUUCUCGGCGUCACUGGCCCGUUUUCUGUCUUGGCGGAGAACAUCUAUUCGUUGUGUGACGAAGUAUUCCAGAUUCCAUUCCUGCCAUUCAUGGCAUGGUCUUUGAUUCAUUCGGCGUGGAUGCACUAUGUCCUGGCGAUAAUCAAUGCCCACGACUGGACCAUGCGUUAUGUGACGACGUUUGCAACGGAGAUAUUUUCUCUUCUCAACAGCAUCAUCUAUUUCCACAAAGCCAUCCAAGAGCUUGAGAGAGCCCAUGAAAGUCUCUCCUUUGCCGCUUUUCUCUACGCCGUGAUCGGUGCCGUGGGAACAAUGCUGCUUGCCAUAUUCCUUUCUACGGCUGAGAGCUGGAAACCCUUGUUUCAUCGAUACAUUCGUCUCGGUCUCACGGAAUAUGCCGCUGCUAUAUCCAUCAUAAUAUUCAUUGGUCUACCUCAUGUUGGCGAGCUGGCUGACCUGGACAAAAUGACCCUGGCUGUCAGCGACUCAUUCCGGCCAACCUCCCCAGAACGAGAAAUAUUUUUCGUUGAGUUUUGGAAACUGCCAACACAGUGGAUUUUUGCAUCUCUUAUCCCUGGGCUUAUCAUAACAGUCCUAUUCUUCUUCGAUCAUGAGGUCAGUUCGAUUAUCUGCACGAUUGAUCGAUAUGGAACGCGAAAACCAGGCGGAUUUGCUUGGGAUAUAGUCCUUCUGGGCACGACUACGGCACUGUGUGGCAUUCUGGGCAUCCCACCUUCAAAUGGACUCCUCCCCCAGGCCCCGCUACACUCGGAGUCCUUGAUGCACACAGAGAAAGAAGAGGGAAUCAUUAUCGUGGAUGGCGAGGAAAAGGUCCAAACACGCGAUGUGAAACGAGUAUACGAGCAAAGAUGGUCCGCUUUUCUCCAUUCUGGCGCUAUCCUCUUGUUUAUCAGUCCACCAUUCAUGAAAGUCCUGGGCUUGACGCCUACUAGCGUUCUAGCUGGAUUGUUUCUUUUCAUGGGCGAGCAAAGCCUGUCGGUCAAUCCUAUCCUAUAUCGCACAUUUUACCUUCUUACUCCGCCAUCUGAGCUUCCGCCCCUUCCCCAAUCCUUGCAGAAAAGCACACAGUCAAUAUCAACCGAUGCUCAAACAACCCCUAGCAAUCCGUCUUACCUUCCGAUACAUCUUUAUACGAUCCUGCAAAUCGUUACUACGGUGAUUAUUUUCAUUGUCACACUCACCCGCGGCGCCCCUGCUUUCCCUGUCCUCAUUAUUGCUCUUGUACCGUUCCGUCUUCUGGUAAUGAAGCGAUGGUGGCCUCGCGAAGCCCUCCGCUUCGUCGAUGCAUGGGCUUGUCGUGAGGGUACACCAGAAGAUGACGAGGAUGCCCAAUCAAAGAAAACCGAGCAGAUACAUGAAGACAGACCAGUAUUGAGUGAAUAUGGUGUACUGGGGCAUGAUUCUGGUUUACAAAGUAAUAGACUAUCGAAAGAUACCGAAAGAAGGCCAAACUCGCACCGUGCUAGCGGAUCGAGAGCUGAUAUUGGGGACCAGGAGAUUUGGGGUAUGACUGGCGAUGACAUGGAUCGCGAAUGGAUCGGACUGGAAGACCAAGGUCUCCCUGAUGAAGAGUUUGGCCGCCAACGAUGA